Molecule: messenger RNA, 669 nt
Organism: Callorhinchus milii (elephant shark)
Lineage: Eukaryota; Metazoa; Chordata; Chondrichthyes; Chimaeriformes; Callorhinchidae
Product: zinc-binding protein A33-like
Exons: 3
Coding region: 1-669 (222 amino acids)
Molecular function (GO): protein binding
Source: RefSeq, a predicted model, not a curated record
AUGGCAGAGGCUCCGGCCUCUCUGACGCUGGAUCCUGACACAGCGAAUCCCUACCUCAUCCUGUCUGAGGAGCUGACCAGCGUGAGGACCGGAGACACAUGGCAGCAGCUCUCUGACUCCCCGAAGAGGUUUAGUAAAUAUCUCAUUGUCCUGGGGUCUGAGGGUUUCACAUCAGGGAGACAUUAUUGGGAGGUGCAGGUGGCCAACAGGACAGAGUGGGAUGUGGGAUUGGCCCGAGAGUCCGUCAACAGGAAAGGAAAGAUCACGCUGUCACCAGAGGAUGGAUUCUGGGCUGUGUGUCUGAGAAACGGGGAUGAAUAUGAAGCUUGUACCACACCGUGCACCACCAUCCUGCCGCUGAGAGAGAGACCCGGGAAGCUGGGAGUUUACCUGGACUAUAAGGGGGGAGAGUUGACAUUUUACAACGUUGAUAACAUGUCUCAUCUCCACACUUUCCACAACAGGAUGAAGCUGCCUGAUAUGGCGAAGAGUAAGAUGAUGGAUCUUCUUCGGUUCUCCAUCUCUGCAUCAUUGCCACUAUUACCUUUCUGGUGCAGGAGGUUUCUGCGGAUUCUGUUGGCCGCUAAAAUGUGUCUGACUGUCACCACGUUCAUCAGCAAAAUCAGAAAGAAUGGAACAAACGGGGUUAUUAUUGUGACAAACCAGUGA